Perkinsus marinus ATCC 50983 is the source of this 392-nucleotide messenger RNA. RefSeq lists its product as hypothetical. NCBI's taxonomy places the organism in Eukaryota, Perkinsozoa, Perkinsida, Perkinsidae. The transcript has 4 exons. The annotation marks the transcript as partial. The record is from RefSeq and is a predicted model, not a curated record.
GGUACUUUCCAAUCGCUGUUGGAUGAGGCGGAGGCUGCGGUGACGGAGGUUGUGAAUCAGCAUGAACGCAGACACCACCAGCAACAGUCGCAUCGGGCACAUAGACGAGCACAUCAUCGGGGUGGUCAUAGAGAAGAACGCAGGAAAAAGGAAACUGGUGUCCCUCGACAGGGAGGCAGCCUGAGCUCGGCGGAUGAUCUACAACCCGACCAACCUCAGGGUAAGGGCACCAGCUACGACAAUAUUGGAGGUAGAGAGAUAAGGAGGACUGAGCGUCGAAAACAUUUAGAAGAUAGGAGACAGGCCGAACUGCUACGGACAGGCAGGCGUCCGGUUGGAGGCCAUUCCAAUCCAGUUGAGGAGUCUUAUGAAGAUCCUGAUGAGACUGCGAG